CUGGGUGGCCGCAAAAGGCUGCGCCUGCCUCUGUCAAUAUUUGUGCUCGGUUAAAUGAUCAACUGCCAGGCCCCCACGGCUGUCGUUGGUGUCCAUCCCAAUAGCGCGUUGAGCACCUACAACGGCAAGGGUCUGUGAAGCUGAGGAUUCUGUAUGGCCACGAACAUGGCGAGAGGCGCCUCCCUGGCGACACUUCUCUUGCUAGCGUGUUCCAUCUAUGGCAGCUGGUCGGUUUCAUUUUCAGUGUUUGUGAGUCAAGAUGAAGCUCACCAGGUGCUGAAGGUCCGUAAACGCGCUAACCAGUUCCUGGAGGAGAUUCACUCAGGGAACUUGGAGAGAGAAUGCUUUGAGGAAACGUGCUCCUUCGAGGAGGCAAAGGAGAUUUUCAAGUCGCAGGAGAAAACGACGGAGUUUUGGUUUCAUUACAAAGGUUUAAAUCCCUGCAAAGAGAAUCCCUGCAAGAACGGUGGACUCUGCAAACUGAAACACUACGAUUAUCUCUGUAUCUGCCCCCCCCUGUUCCAGGGAAAGCUGUGUGAAACAGAGAAGCUGGAGUGCUGGUACAAGAACGGCGGCUGCUGGCAGUAUUGCCAAGACGCUGCCCUCCCCCUUGGGGUGGUGUGCUCCUGCGCGCAGGGGUCUCGUUACCCCUGCGGCCUGAUUCAAAAGUCCACGCAGGCUGCGCAGGAAGUUGCCUCUAGGCCCAGUGGGAGGGUGGAGCAGGAAGCUCCCAAGCUCAAUGGGAAGGUGAAGAGAGGUGCCCCCAGGUCCAACAGGACAGCAGAGGAGGGCACCCGCAGACUCAAUGGAUCGGUAGAGGAGGGCACCCCCAGGUCCAACAGGACAACAGAGGGGGGCACCCCCAGGUUCAAUGAAUCAGCAGAGGCGGGCACCCCCAGGUCCAACAGGACAACAAAGGGGGGCACCCCCAGACUCAAUGAAUCAAUAGAGGUGGGCACCCCCAGGUUCAAUGGGACGGCAGAAGAGGGCACCCCCAGACUCACUGAAUCGGCAGAGGAGGACAUCCCUGGGAUCAAUGGGACAGCAAAGGGUGGUGCCCCCACACUCAGUGAGUGGGUAGCAGGGGGUACUCCCAGGCUCAGUGGGUCAGCAGAGGGGGGCACCUCUGGGCUCAGUGAGGCAGCAAAGGAGCAGAAUGUGCACGAUGGCCUGACUCAGACCGACGCUGAAGGAAACCUGACAGGCGGGGACCUACCCAGCUGGACCCGUGUCUUCCAAACGGCAGAGCCCAGCGAUACCAGGGUAACUGGAGGAUCGUUCUGCCAUCGUGGCAACUGCCCUUGGCAGGUUUUUAUCCAAACGAGCCGAGGUUAUGGAGUCUGUGGCGGGAGUUUAAUCAGCAGCCGCUGGGUGGUCACUGCUGCCCACUGCCUUGACAUUGUUAGGCCACAUCAUGUUACUGUAGGAGACUUUGACAAACACCAAAGAGAAGUGAAAGAACAGAAGCUUGAAGUGCAACAGAGCUGGGUACAUCCACACUAUGACUCAGACAACUACAACGGCGACAUUGCUUUGCUCUAUUUGAGCAGUGACGUUGUAUUUAAUGAAUAUGUACUUCCCAUUUGCUUGCCCAGUCCUAACCUGGCAACCUUGUUGACUGCAGAAGGGACUAAGGGGAUGGUGAGCGGAUGGGGUUCCACACAUGCCAGGGGUCCUGGGACGCGCUUCCUCAUGAAAGUCAAGCUGCCCAUAGUCAGCAUGGAAACGUGCAGGCAAUCGACAGCGAAACUCAUUACUGAUAACAUGUUCUGUGCUGGCUAUGCAGACAAAGCCCAGGAUGCCUGCAAGGGAGACAGUGGAGGCCCUUUUGCUGUGUCUUACCGUGACACUUGGUACCUGCUAGGGAUAGUCAGUUGGGGGGAGGGUUGUGCUGAAGCAGGGAAAUACGGUGCCUACACACGAGUCGCCAAUUAUGUACCCUGGAUAAAGGAAGUUUUUGAAAAUGUAGCAGAGGCAGGAGGAUUUCUCCCCUCGCGCUGACGACCGUUUCUAAAACAUCAAAAAUGCCACCUGCGUGCUGAGAUGCUUCAAUUCAAUACAGAGUUUGCUUCAUGUCCUGAACAAAACAUGUUCAGUCAAGACCAAUACUGCAGUAAGACCACCUCGGUCUUGGCGAUGAGAAAACUUUUAUAAAGAAAUGAUCCUGUCAGUCCUGCAAUCCUACCCAAAACCGAGUUGCUGCUAGGACAUCACACCAACAGUCUACACAUGCAUGAGUGGCUUGUAGAAAGUAGCAUAGGAAGUUGUUGUUUUUAAUAGUACUCAGUAUGCUCCGUUAGCCGUGUAUCUACACAAACUACAGAACACACAAAUCAAGUGGUUUGUAAAACUGGAAAAUUUUGCAAUAGUUUAGUUUAACUUUAAAAAGUAGCUUAUUAAAUCUAGUCUAUUGAGUAUACCUUGUCAUUCUGCUAAUAAAUGUAAUAAGUAUUUGCUGGGCCUGAGACUUUGGAAUACAAACAACUGUACUGGAAACAUUGACAUGGAUGGUUUAACAAAAAGCUUUAAAGAUUGUGUUGUCUUUAUUCUGUAGUGGUACAAGGCAGGAAAUAGCCUUGUUCUCCAGCUGGUCCACUCCAUGUGACAGUAGUACAUUCGGUUCACAGUUGAGAGAAUUAUGAUAGUUCACUAUGUUGACAGUGGUGCAGUUGAGUUAAUCACCUCAUGGGAUUAAUUACUGAAAUGUAGCAGCUUCCAAAUUCAGCAAGUUUUAUAAGACUAACAAACAUAUUUCUUGACUCAAAU
Messenger RNA from Pelodiscus sinensis (Chinese soft-shelled turtle), 2766 nucleotides. The record is from RefSeq and is a predicted model, not a curated record. Lineage: Eukaryota; Metazoa; Chordata; Testudines; Trionychidae.